AUGGGUUUCACUGGUUUACAGAAUGGAAAAACAAUAUCAUUGGGAAAGGUUGUAUCUGAUGUGUCUAUGCAGCUUAACAAGCUGGAAAUAUCAUCAUCAUCAGCAGCAUCAUCGGAUUCUUUUGAGUUAGAGCAAGCUGAAUGCGGAUGUUGUGGCUUAAAGGAAGAAUGCACUACAAAUUACAUAACCCAGAUAAAGAAUCGACAUUCGGGAAUCUGGGUUUGCGGGCUUUGCUCGGAAGCAGUGAAGGAGAGACGGAUUAGCAGCGAAAAUGAAGAUGAUGAAGAGGCCAUUAGAGCUCAUAAGAGGUUUUACCAAGAGUUCAAUUGCACUACCAGGGCAAACCCUAAACUCUCUCUAGCGUUUGCGAUGAGAACCAUCGCCAGAAGAAGCUUCGAAGAGAGACUUAAAUCCGACAACCACCUGCAUCAUAAUCUUGGAAAUAAUAAUAAUAAUAAUCAUAUUGUUAUUGCUCGAAGCAGUAGCUGUAUGCCAAGGAUCGAUCUUACUAAACAAUAA
Messenger RNA from Impatiens glandulifera, 519 nucleotides. RefSeq lists its product as uncharacterized. The coding region runs from base 1 to 519 and encodes 172 amino acids. The record is from RefSeq and is a predicted model, not a curated record. Lineage: Eukaryota; Viridiplantae; Streptophyta; Magnoliopsida; Ericales; Balsaminaceae. The transcript has a single exon.